AAAAUUUAUUUUAGUGAGAAUAGGAUAGAAUCAAGGAAAAUUGUACACAAACCGCAAACGUACUUGUCAUUGCUUUGCCGGACUGUCGAACGAGAUUACCUAACGCCAUGAUCAGAGGAAAAACAUCAGUUCAACGCCAGAAGCAAAUUACGUGAGACAGACGUGUUGCCCAAUUGUGGAGGACUUAUCCAGGCCUUCUACUCAAGUUUUUGCUGUUCAUUGAGAAUAGUCUAAUGAAAAUUAUGGAGGUCUCAGUUGAACAGAAAAAUAGUACUAUCGAACCAGUUACACCGACUAGAAAAAAAAUGAAACAAGCUCAGCUACCGUUUCAAAUGAUCAGUCCCUUGAGUUCAUCUAAUGCAAUUUCGAAUAAGAAAAGAAAGUUGGAAUCCCCAUCUCCGGUAAGAAGCAAGAGUCCUGGAUCUACUAAAAAAGCCAACAAUCAAAAUCUGGCGAAGAAGGCAAAAUCCAGUGAUAUUGAGGUAAUUGACCUAGAAAACACAAAGGAUGAAGAAAAUGCAGGCGAGGGUGAAAGUAGUAAAAAAAUUGUGUACAAGCAUAAUGAUAGUGAGACAUUGAAAGCAGAAGCUGCCGUAACCAGUGACAAAAGAAUUAAAGUAGAGAACAAAGAAGAAGUGAAGAAACAGAAAGAUUAUGGGGUGUUGAGUAUGUUUUUAAAGAAAGCAAAAAGUCAAGAGCGUAGUGAUGAUGUUGUUUUAUUAACAUUGAGUGAUUAUGAUAGUGGCAAUAGCAAAGACAGUGAGCCUCCUCUCAAAAAUAAAAUGGAUUCUGAAAUUGCAAAGGAACAAAGUACUGAGGUAGUUUCUGAAAAAAUGGUAAUGAACAUUACUCAACAUAGUGUGGUUGCAUCUGUGGAACGAGAUGUCAAUGUUAUUUUGGAGAAAACUGCUAUGGAUACUCCAGAAGAAAUCGUGACAAACACUUUUAAAGAACCACCCGAUGAAAGUGUUGAGAAAAGUCUUGAACAGAGCUGUGAAGAUUUUAAUGGAGUACAAGUGAUGAACGAAGUUAAUGGUACUUCGACUAAUGAUAAAAUGCAGAAAAAUAGACAGUCCGAUCAAGGUUUAAAGCAGACUAAUGAUGAAGAAACGAAGAUUCAGUGUUUCAAAUUAAAAUCAGCAUAUGUUGAUUUGACUGAUCAAAAAAGAGAGACUAUGAUAUCAGAUGAUAACAAUGCUAAAAAUGGUGACUCAGAUUCAGAUAUUGGUAUUUCUUCAUCGGACGAUGAUGUAAAUGAUGACUUAGACAAAUCCAGUAAUGAGAACGGAGACAAAAAUAGGACACUGAACGAAAGUGAAGGCAGCAAAACACCUCGUAAUGAAAAGUCCACUCCUUCUAGAAACAAGAAGCUUACGCCGAAACAAAUCGAAAGACGUCUUUUGAGCGCUAAAAAACGUGAAGAACAGCGCAAGAUGAAAAUGGAGAGGGAGAAAAAGCUUGAAGAAGAGCGUGAGACUCGGAGAAAGGAGAAGGAAGAAAGACGAAAAGUGAAGCGCCAAGAGAAGGAAAUGAAGGAACAAAAGAGACAAAUAGAGAUCGAGCUGAAGCAAAAAGAAAAAGAAGCUAAAGAAGAUGAGCGCAGAAAAAAGGAAGAAGAAAAGUUGGAGGCCGAACGCAAAAAGCAAAAGGCUGCAGUUAACUUUGCCAACUUCUUUGUCCCAAAGAAACCAGAUGCGAAAAUUGUUGAAGAAGACGUAGUUGUCAAAGAUCAACUGUUUAUGCCAUUUGAAGUUAAAGCAGACAUGAGGGUGGCUCCUAUAACCAGAAGGAAUCUCGAUGAUACUGACAAAUUAACAUUCGAUAAACUGUUAAACAAGGGAAUUUCCAAAGAUGAAUUAUAUCUCAAUGGACUCAUAAAAAAUCCUACCAACAUUAGAAGAUCUCAGAAAACGUGGCCGUACGAAGCCAAAGACGUCGUCAUCAUAGUCGACGAUGACGACGGUUCCUCAGAUACGGUGGACCCAAGAAGCGCUUCCCUUUCCGAAAAACAUCAUCCAAAAUUGUUCAUGUUUGUCGAAAAUCGUCGACCACCGUUUUGGGGCACAUGGAGAAAAAAAAGCGAUCACAUAACUCCGCGAAGACCUUUCGCGAAGGAUUCGAAAUGGUUCGAUUACGAGAUCGAUUCUGACGAUGAAUGGGAAGAAGAGGAACCCGGUGAAUCUAUUCGAGGCUCAGACGACGAACGUGAUGAAGAAUUAGCUCCCGAAGAGAACGAGUACGAUGUCGAUAACGAUUUCAUGGUCCCUCAUGGAUAUCUUUCGGACGAAGAGGCCAAGGCUGACGAAGAGGACGGCGAAGAUUUGUCGCCGGAAUCACAAAAAUUGAAGUUGAAAUUGAUGAACGAUCAGUUUGAGGCUGAGAGGAAGACUAAAACUUCAAAAAUCAAGCCCAGGGCUAUCGGAUGUAUCUGGCAAGGAUCGCGUGACAAUUCUUAUCCAGAAAACAUCACUCCUCAUGUCCUGCAGUUUUUUUCUGCCCGGCAAGCGUGGGUUUAUAAUAUUCCUGUUAUUCUUGGCGCGGCUCCAGUUGUGGAUAAUUCGAUAGUAGCGGAUUUUGGAAGUCCAUCAAUGCCGGUUCACGGUGCUAGAAAAAAACAUGUACCGGAAGAAAUGAUACCGAAUCUUAUAAGACUGGUGCAUGGUAAUAACAAUGGAAGAAUAUCCCUGAUAAGAGAGUUCCAAGCAUUCUGGGAAAAAAAUAAGACUGAUGAUAGACAAAUAUCUAAGAUGAGUUUAUCUCGGAAAAUAAAAGAAAUAGCCACCUGGAGAGCCUGUCCCGAUGAAGGACCUAUGUUUCUUCGCUCAUGUUGGUAUGUCAGCGAAGAUGUUAGGAGAGAAUACAAUUGCCUUGAUAUUACAUUACCUAAUCAAUGGAAAUUUUAAAGUUGUUGAAUCGAAAGUCAAUUGUUUAAACCUAUAAUCGAAUGAAAUUUAUUAAAAAUUUACAAUUAUAAACAGUUCUAUUUAUAUGUAUAUCUAUACGCGCUUUAUUUUUAUUUUUAUUAUCAUUAUUAGUCAUAUUUCUCGUUCGAAUUCACAUCGUCUUUUUGCGUCUACUGAUAAUUUGAUAAUAAACUCGGCUAUGUGAUACUUAUGUUUUAGUAUCUUGUCAGUUUUGGUUUGUUA
Molecule: messenger RNA, 3146 nt
Organism: Athalia rosae (coleseed sawfly)
Lineage: Eukaryota; Metazoa; Arthropoda; Insecta; Hymenoptera; Athaliidae
Gene: Caf1-180
Product: chromatin assembly factor 1 subunit A
Exons: 10
Coding region: 234-2903 (889 amino acids)
Biological process (GO): nucleosome assembly
Cellular component (GO): nucleus; CAF-1 complex
Source: RefSeq, a predicted model, not a curated record